CCCAUUGAACACCUACUCCUAAUCUCUGUACACAGACACACCCUGACAUCCUGUACAUAAAUUCAGCCCUGACUGGGUUUCAGCACCAGUCCUCAGUGAGACGAGUGAAGACUCUGAAUCUUAAGCAUCACCAACUUCGGACAGCAAUGAACCUUGGGACAACUGUUUCUCUUCUGCUGCUGCUUGUGGCCCUCUGUAAUGCUCACCAUGUCAGCGAUCAUGGUGCAGAGAAUGUGGCUAAGUCUGACCUUGAGGACAUUACUAUGACUAUACUGAGGAUGAAUAAUGGAUCUCGUGAUUUUCUGCUGGAAGGAGAUGUGUUCAUUCCCAAAACCAGGAAUGCUAUGAAGUGCUUCAAUGAAGCAUAUUCCUGUCUGUGGCCAAAGUCCGCUAACGGGAAGGUGGAAAUUCCUUUCCUUAUAAGCCAAAAAUAUGAUUUCACUGAGAGGAGUACAAUUUUGCAUGCUAUGAAGGACUUUGAAUCUGACACCUGCAUUCGCUUCAUUCCACGUGCAACUCAGAGGGCGUAUUUAAGCAUUGAACCGAGAUAUGGCUGUUUCUCUUUACUGGGUCAUACUGGAGACAAGCAGGUCCUCUCACUGCAGAGGUUUGGCUGCACGCAACACGGAAUCAUCCAGCAUGAACUGUUACACUCACUGGGUUUCUACCAUGAACACACCCGCAGCGACCGUGACCAGUAUGUCAGAAUCAACUGGGAUAACAUCAUGAAAUACUCUGUCUCCAACUUCCAAAAGAUGGACUCGAAUCAUCUCAACACCCCAUAUGACUACUCCUCUGUUAUGCACUACGGAAGAACUGCCUUUGGAAAGCAUGGAUCAGAAACUAUAACUCCCAUCCCUGACCCAUCUGUUCCCAUCGGGCUGAGAGACGGUCUGUCCGACAUCGACAUUAUCAGGAUCAACAGGCUGUACAAGUGCUGAAAUUCCAUCAAACAUACUGAAAUAUGAUUGUGCUAUGAUGCUUGACAUU
Molecule: messenger RNA, 990 nt
Organism: Scatophagus argus
Lineage: Eukaryota; Metazoa; Chordata; Actinopteri; Scatophagidae
Product: low choriolytic enzyme-like
Exons: 8
Coding region: 147-941 (264 amino acids)
Biological process (GO): proteolysis
Molecular function (GO): zinc ion binding; metalloendopeptidase activity
Source: RefSeq, a predicted model, not a curated record